AAUUAUAUAAACAUGAGGGACUGAUCAAUAAAUACCCAAAUCUAAUGGCAUAUUUUAGUAAUAUUUGACCCGCCCCUGAAAUUUCCCUCCCAUUAUCAGUUCUCUGGUGCGGUGUUUGGGGUUUUAGAGAUUUUUCAAAGAGACGAUGCUGAAUUCGUUCACAGCUCACCGCCCCACCGAGUCGAUCCACCACCGCCUAAUCGAGUUUGUUAAAGCCGCCCUAAUCAACAUCUUCGUCUCCCCUUACGCCACCGUUUGCGAUUUGUACUGUGGGAAAGUACCUGAUGAGGAAAAGUGGGAUGAAGCUCAGAUUGGUCACUACAUUGGCAUUGAUGUGGAGACAUCUGGAGUAAGUGAAGUGCGAGAAGCUUGGGAGAGUCGACGCAAGGGUUACACGUCUGAGUUUCUUGAAUUUGAUCCUUGCAUUGAAGACAUCGACUUGCAUUGGAAAAACAAGGAAAACCAAGCUGACAUUGUUUUCUGCAUGCAGCAUUUACCGUUAUGCGUUGAAACUGAAGAGAAAGUUAAGAGACUGCUGUCCAACAUCUCAACUUUGCUGAAGCCGGGGGGAUAUUUUCUUGGUAUUACUCCCGACUCAUCUACUAUCUGGGCCAAGUACCAGAAAAAUGUCGAAGCAUGCCACAAUAGGGCAGGAGGAAUGAAGCCCAACAUUGUUCCAAACUGCAUUAGAUCAGAGAGUUACAUGAUUACUUUUGAAGUUGAGGAAGAGAAGUUCCCAUUUUUUGGUAAAAAGUACCAGCUAAAAUUUGCCGGUGACAUGUCUGCUGAAACUCAUUACCUAGUCCAUUUCCCAAGCCUGCUCAGGUUGGCUAGAGAGGCUGGCCUUGAGCAUGUGGAGAUACAAAACUUGACUGAAUUUUAUGACGACAAUAGAGCACAAUUGGCAGGAAUGCUCGUGGAUGCUGGUCAUAAUCUUGUGGAUCAACGAGGGCGACUUCUUCCGAGAUCAUAUGAUGUUUUAGGUCUAUAUACUACGUUCAUCUUUCAGAAGCCAGAUCCAGAUAUUGCCCCUCCUCUCAUGACCCCAUUAUACGAAGAUGGAGGCCACAAUCACGACGAGGUUCCUCCGAUGCCACAGAGAGAUAGGCAAGUCCGGAAAGAGGACGACAAAAUUGGGCAAUCUGAACCAAAUUCGAAUCUUGGUAAGAUUAGUGAGCAGAAAGGAAUAUUAGGUCCUGGUCCAGCAGAGCUGCGUUUUUCGGACGCCCUUUGAAUAUGCAAAAGAACGUUCUAUGCACAAACCUUUGUAAACUCGUAACCUUAUUUUUUGUUUUUAAUUUAGAAACAACUAGCGUAUAGAGGAUCGAAGUCACUGUAGCAUACAUAUGUUUUUAUCAUGUACAUAAAGAAUCUUUAUUUUAUCAUGUUGAAGCAAUGAUUCGAGGGGUGUAGUGCAUUU
This is a messenger RNA of Erythranthe guttata (spotted monkey flower), 1420 nucleotides long. RefSeq names its product S-adenosyl-L-methionine-dependent methyltransferases superfamily protein. NCBI's taxonomy places the organism in Eukaryota, Viridiplantae, Streptophyta, Magnoliopsida, Lamiales, Phrymaceae. Gene Ontology annotation, molecular function: mRNA 5'-cap (guanine-N7-)-methyltransferase activity. Gene Ontology annotation, biological process: 7-methylguanosine mRNA capping. The record is from RefSeq and is a predicted model, not a curated record. Gene Ontology annotation, cellular component: nucleus.